AAGCGCGCUUGACUUCUGAGAACUGAAGCACUCUUGCACAAGUUCAAGUUGUGAGAACCUUCUACAGCACCUACUUAUAUUAGAACAUGGACAACAAUCGGUCUACAGCAGGAACCUCGUUAGCUACGGGCUUGGAUGAUCUUGCUUCUUAUCUAGAAAAAAGUUCUCAUGUCGUCCAAGAGUAUACCGACAUCAUCGAGCACAAGUAUGCACGUCCGGCAUUGAACAAAAUUUCCAAAUACUUCCAAGCUCAGCCGUUGACAAUGUCGAGACCAUGUUCGGUGCGCAUAGAUCUUUUCCUCAAUUUUCGAUGCGUCGCUGAACUUCCCACAGCUGCGGUUCUCCUCUCGAUACUGGGAGGCCUCUUACUCUUCUCUUUCACCUUAACAUCAGCCGGCGCGAUGGCAUAUCUUACCUUCCGUCUCGGACGACACCUCCAAACACGGGGACGCUCCGGAAUAGCAGAAUGGGCUCAUGAAACAAGACAACACUUCACUUCUGUGUCUGUGAAAUCUGAAGACAAUGAUGAUUCGGAUUCGGGCGUUCUUGUUGCACCUGGGGUUCACGACCAAUCUUCCGGCUCUUGAUGCUAUACUCCGUUGUUCGGUUGAAUUCCAUACAAAUGGAAAUUCUGUUCAUUCAUGCCUCUCGCAUUUCUCUGCUGCAUAAUCCUCUCUUUUGCAGCACGUUCAUCACGUCAUUUUUUCGUUGCUGACCGAGUUUACUCACUGUAUCGUUCGUAAUUUGCACUUGCACACCUGCACCGAGUACUGUAUGUGUACUAUAGCUCUAUCGCAUGCUGUCGAUUUGA
Molecule: messenger RNA, 811 nt
Organism: Suillus paluster
Lineage: Eukaryota; Fungi; Basidiomycota; Agaricomycetes; Boletales; Suillaceae
Exons: 4
Coding region: 87-587 (166 amino acids)
Source: RefSeq, a predicted model, not a curated record